GCACACUAUGCACCUCGACCACGCGCCCUCGUCGACGCCCGCUUCUCCCUUUUCCCUGCCCUCUUUCCACUCGCGUCGCCAGUGGUCGAGGCGCAACCUUCCCGUAGGAGAGAGGAUCAAGGAGGAGUAAAGAAGAGAAACAGAUGGCGAUGGCGGGCGGCGCUAAAAUGGAGCCCGCUUCCGGCGCGAAACAAUCCCGAUCCCGAAAUGCUCUGCGCUGUGUACGUUCCGUUCCCUUCUGAGGACGUCACAGUGCGAAGGGGCGGUGCUUAUGUGACGCCAGCACGUUGUCUCGUCCUGUGCCGCGCAGCCCGGAAGUCUCUGGACUGAGCUUCACUGCUUGUGCUGAGGUUUCUGUGUUGCUAGUAUUUUGGUUGCUGUGCUGCAAGCGCCUAGGUGAUGCAGUUUUCUCAUCCAGAACGCUUCGCGGAGAUCCCUGGCAAGCCCUGAGUAGUUAGAACCCUGACAGCUAUAAUAAAAGGAUCAGAGAAAGUUAAGUGUACCAGAGAAAGUUAAGUGUACAGUAUAAAUUCUUACAGUCAUGUGGCAUGUAAUGAUGGGAUGCAUUACGACAAUCACACCAUCAGUGGUGAAGGUUUGGGAUGGGAAGUGGUUGAAAACACCAACAGAAGACUUCUCACUUGGCUAAAUUUAAACACUUAAACCAAUCCAUAUUUCUGAAGCACUUUUCAGAGCAAUUUCCAGGGAAAUUUUAACAAUUAUUUGGGGUACCUGGAACACCAGAUGUGCAGCUACUGGGCGUGCCUUUGAAGGACUGAUGCAAGUGUGCUCCUCUGAAUCAGUCAAUCUCCAUCUAAAUUGACUCAUUGGACCAGCACAUCCAGUUCACAUGCAGAGACAAAUGGCUUCUCCAAAGCUCCUCAGGCCUGCGGUAUACACUGCCAUCCUCACCUCUUCUCACCCCAGAAGAAUGGACAGACCAUGUAGAUGGUGGCACCAGGAGGUCAAAGUCCAGUGUCACUUCCACAGGGAAAGAAGUCUGGCUCCCAGCAGGGAGGAAACAAGCCUGUGCAUCUCUAUAUCCUUAUUUGAUAACCCCGCAAACUAUUCCCUGCUAUAAGGACCCUAGUGUACAUACAAAUGGUGAGAUGGUGAUUUGAGUGGUGCCCCCCCAUCUUCCAGGAGCCAGAUUUCAAUAAAGCCUUUUUUCUUUUCACCAUAAUAACUGGCCACCUUUGAUUUGGUCAGCAUCAAGCAAAUGAACCUAUGUGUAAAAACCUAAGUGGCUGGCAACACUCCUAGAAAUGGGUAGUAUAUUUGAUUUGAAAGGGAAGUAACUGAGGAAUAAACUGGUAAAUAAGUCCAUAUCCAAACCAUCUUAAAGAUAGCUGUCAGAUCAAUAAGAUAAGAUAUUUGGAGACAAAAUAAAUUUGAAGAAAGAAAAAUUCAGCCAAAAGUCUGUGGACACAAGGCAGAAACCACAGAGUCUCAACUCCUUGGUGGAGAAACAAGUCCAGACACCUCCAAUUUCUGAGUAACCUAGCAGAUAAAUCUGCUAUAACCGCAACCAAAUGUAUACUAACAAAUAAAGAAAUUGAGGAAUUCAUAAAUUACAGAACUUAAAAUGUGGAAGCAGCUAAACUGAAAGGAUGCGGAAGAGGAUGACAGCUGACCAGUCCAAUUCAUACUGAACUUGCAUCCAUACGGGGCAGAGGCUUCAGAGGCUGUGAUGCCAGCUGGCUGCUCUACACUGUCCACUGUAAAUACGAACAUUUCCCCAGUACUGCUUUCAGUCACACCAAGACUCGUCAGGCUGGUUCUGCUUGGAUCAUCAGUGACUUCUUUCUUCACCUCAAUCCAGCCUACAGAGUCACCGAUGGGGCUGAGAGAACCACUGACUGCAGUCGUCCAUCUCCGCAGGGCUCUUCCUCCUCAGACAGCAAUGUAUCCGAUAGCUGUGGUGAGGGCCAGGAAAAAAGCUCGUGUGCAGCCCUGGGUUAUUGGCCUCAUCAUCUUUUUAUCCCUGAUUGUGCUGGCAGUGUGCAUUGGACUCACUGUUCAUUACGUGAGAUACAAUCAAAAGAAGACCUACAAUUACUAUAGCACGUUGCCAUUUACAAGUGACAAAGUAUAUGAUGAAUUUGGAAGAGAGGGUUCCAAAAAUUUCACAGAAAUGAGCCAGAGAAUUGAACUAAUGGUAAAGCAUGCAUUUAAUAAAUAUCCACUAAAGGGAGAACUUGUCAAGUCUCACAUUAUCAAGUUCAGUCAAGAGGAACAUGGACUGUUGGCUCAUAUGCUGCUCAUUUUUAAAAUUCGCUCUACCGAAGAUCCUGAAACCAUUAAUAAAAUUAUUCAACAUGUUCUACAUAAAAAGCUGAAAAAUGCAGUAGGACCCCCUAAGGUUAAUCCUGAUUCUGUUGAAAUUCAAAAAAUCAACACGGCAGAAUCAGACAGCUAUCUGAACAAUUGCUGUGGAACCCGAAGGACUAAAUCUGUGAGAGAGAGUGUCAGGAUUGUUGGUGGGACAGAGGUAGAAGAAGGAGAAUGGCCAUGGCAAACUAGUUUGCGGUGGGAUGGGAUUCAUCGCUGUGGAGCAACUUUAAUCAAUGGUUCAUGGCUUGUGAGUGCUGCUCACUGCUUUCAAAUGUAUAAGAACCCAGCCAGAUGGACUGCUUCCUUUGGAGUAACAAUAAAUCCUCCAAAAGUGGAAAGAGGCCUCCGGAGGAUAAUUGUCCAUGAAAAAUACAAACACUCAUUGCAUGAUUAUGAUAUUUCACUUGCAGAGCUUUCUAGUCCUGUUCCUUAUACGAAUGCAGUGCAUAGAAUUUGUCUCCCUGAUUCCACCCAUGAGUUCCUCCCAGGGGAUGAACUGUUUGUGACAGGAUUUGGAGUAGUACAAAAUAAUGGUAUCACUCAGAAUCAUCUUCGGCAAGUGCAAAUAAAUCUCAUAGACACUAAAACUUGCAAUGCACCCCAAGUUUACAAUGGUGCUAUAACUCCAAGAAUGUUAUGUGCUGGUUCCUUAAAAGGAAAAAGAGAUGCAUGUCAAGGUGACUCUGGAGGACCUCUGGUUGGUGCCGAUGCUAGAGACAUCUGGUACCUUGCUGGAAUAGUGAGCUGGGGAGACGAAUGUGGGAAACCCGACAAGCCUGGUGUUUAUACGAGAGUGACUGCCCUCCGGGACUGGAUCACUUCCAAAAUUGGAAUCUGAGGGAAAACCAGUGCAAAGAAACUGUUCCUUAUAUAUAUGUGAUAAGCCAUUUUUUGAGAUGCAGAAAUGCAGAAGCCUUGAAAAUGGCAAGGAUCUCAUCCAUCUCACUAAACUCUCUUCUUGGUACAUACUUUUCCAUUCUCACUCGUCGCCCCAUGUGAGCAUCCUGUGUCUGCCAGACACAUUUGCCCAACUUGCAUUCACAUGUUUUCUGUCAUCAAAAUUUUGACUGUCAACAUAAAUUGUUCAUGCAAAUACACAAUUUGAAGAAAUUCCUUUCUUUGUCUCAUCUCAGUAAAUUUUCAAUUGCAAGGUUUGGUACAAGGAAUGAAAGAAAAUAUAAAAAGUAUUUUUAACAGUGGAAAAAGUAUGAGGGAUUUUUCCUUUGUGGCAUAUGGCAAAUGAUCGUAUUCUACGAAAGGUCAAGUAAAGAGAAACAGAAAAUACUCAAUACCUCAUGCUGGAGGAAGAAUGGAAACUAACUUAAGAAAAUAUAGAGAAACCAGUGAGUAGCUUUAUAAAUUUCUAGUCAAAUGACUACCAAUGAAAGCAGUUCUGUUUUCUUAGGGCUACAAUAAUUAUACAAACUCUAUGUAAUAUACUUGUUUUAAGUAAGUUAUACAAUAUUUAUUUAAUA
Messenger RNA from Fukomys damarensis (Damara mole-rat), 3809 nucleotides. RefSeq names its product transmembrane protease serine 11E. The coding region runs from base 1691 to 3172 and encodes 493 amino acids. The record is from RefSeq and is a predicted model, not a curated record. Gene Ontology annotation, biological process: proteolysis. Lineage: Eukaryota; Metazoa; Chordata; Mammalia; Rodentia; Bathyergidae. Gene Ontology annotation, cellular component: plasma membrane; extracellular region. Gene Ontology annotation, molecular function: serine-type endopeptidase activity. The transcript has 16 exons.